Messenger RNA from Macadamia integrifolia, 948 nucleotides. RefSeq lists its product as uncharacterized. The record is from RefSeq and is a predicted model, not a curated record. The transcript has a single exon. NCBI's taxonomy places the organism in Eukaryota, Viridiplantae, Streptophyta, Magnoliopsida, Proteales, Proteaceae. Bases 105 to 710 code for a protein of 201 amino acids.
CGGAACUGUCCUCCUCUCCUCUGUGCGACCAAAACCUUUUGUCUUUUCUCUCUCGUCUCUCUUUCUCUCUAUCUCUGAAAAGGCUCUCUGCUUCAAAUUCCAUCAUGGCCGGCCAUGAAAUCAGCACAUCCAAUAGGGAGUCCAGACCUCACCCACUUUACCAAAUCGCAGAAAGCCCAACCCACAAGCUCCUCCUGAAACAAUGGCUCAAAGAAGAAGAACUAAUCCUUGGCCGCAUAGCUCUCAAAGAAUCCCAAAUCGACAAUAUCCGCAAAGAAAUCACCCAACUCUUCUGCUUCUUCUUUCUCUUUCACUCCAUAGCCCUUGUCCUCCUCUUCAGUGCAGCAUCCGGAGAGCCCCGUGGUGAGGGCUGCCAUAGAUCUUGGAUCCCAUCGCUUUGUUCUCUCCUCUGUUCUUUGGCCAUCAUUUGGGCAGUUAGAUACAAGACAGAUGUUGAGAGUCACAUGGAGAAGCUAUUGGAGAGAGAGAAAGAAGACAGGCAGCUUUUGACGAAAUGUGUUCAAGAACUGAAGAAGAAAGGUGUGGAAUUUGAUCUGUUGAAGGAAGUGGAUGCGCUAAGGAGAGCUAAGAGCCUUAGAGUUGAGUCCAAGGUUGUCCGAAGAUGGUCUCCGAGGGACUUCGUUACCCUAUUCUUCUUCACCGUUUCUUGCAUGGUUUUAGGUCUUACCAGGGUAGUUUUGUGUAAUUAGGGAUUUAAAGAGAGGCACCCAAGGAUCGAAUCUGUGUUUCUUAUUCAUAUCUGGGUACCCUCUUUCGUUCUCUCUAAAAUCCAGGGCAUUUAUUUUGCAGAAUAUUUCCUCUUUUUUUUUUUCCUAACAAAAGAUAGGGAUUUUUGUUUUUUUGGGAUGAAAGGGAAGCAGAAUACUUUGUUCUGCUAAUGUAACUGCUGGAAUUGGUAUUGAUAAUUCGUCAAAUAAGGUUUGGAUA